UUUUACAAUUUCAGAACUUACAUUAUUAUUAGUUCGAAUACUUGUCAAACGAAUAUUCUCAUAUAUAAUUCUUAGACAGAACCUUUCGAUAUAUUCAUGAAGUUGACUAUAAAUUUGCUGUUGCAAGCGCUCCUUAUUGGCCUACUUGCAUUGAGCCAAUUGCCAUAUGGCAAUGCCAAAGCUCUGGUCAGCACCUCAGCGGUGACGGCUAUCGCCAACGCCACGGAGAGCAUGAAAACCAAUUUAACCAAUCAAAACGCAACCAUUGUUGUGGCCAGGGACACUGAUCGGAGCAAUGACACCGCCGUAACAACACUGCCAACACAGACCAAGUCUCUGGAGAUGUCCCAGUCCCAGUCCACGGGCAGCACUGUGUUAACGAAUAUUGUGCGCAGAAAGCGUCAAGAGGUCGAGCCGACAUUGCCGUUCGAUUCUAAUACAAUGCAUCUGCCAUGCGAUUUAGAUCAUAACGGCAGAGCCCAGGUGGUCGAGGCCUAUCCCAAUCAUUGCAUCUGGGUUUGGAACAAUAAAUAUGUGCAUGAGGGAUUCUUUCGGGUUUUCAAGAUAUAUCAGUUGGAGUCCUUCUUCUUUGGACAGUAUUAUGAGCGCUUCAAACGCUUCGAGAUCGAUCCUCACGAUUGGGACUACAGCAACAUAGUAUUCUAGAUACCCCCAAGAUAGCAACAAUUAAAUUAACUGUGAGUUAAGUGGAAAUGUAUAGAAGUCGUAUUGAAAACGAAAUCAGAACAAUAAAGUGAAAACUGCGUAUAAAAAA
This is a messenger RNA of Drosophila montana, 775 nucleotides long. RefSeq lists its product as uncharacterized. The record is from RefSeq and is a predicted model, not a curated record. Bases 97 to 666 code for a protein of 189 amino acids. The transcript has 2 exons. Lineage: Eukaryota; Metazoa; Arthropoda; Insecta; Diptera; Drosophilidae.